This is a messenger RNA of Coniosporium apollinis CBS 100218, 501 nucleotides long. Its product is annotated as ubiquitin-conjugating enzyme E2-18 kDa. Lineage: Eukaryota; Fungi; Ascomycota; Dothideomycetes. Bases 1 to 501 code for a protein of 166 amino acids. The record is from RefSeq and is a predicted model, not a curated record. The transcript has 2 exons. Gene Ontology annotation, cellular component: endoplasmic reticulum; cytosol.
AUGGCCACCUCCGUCGCCUCCAAACGCCUCUUCACCGAAUACAGACACCUAACCAACGACCCUCCACAAGGCAUAACCGCGGGCCCGGUGACGGAAGACGACAUCUUUAUCUGGGAAGCUCUGAUCGAGGGCCCAGAGGGCACGCCGUUCGAGGGCGGCGUCUUCCCUGCUGAGCUCAAGUUCCCCAAGGACUACCCGCUCGCGCCGCCAACAAUGAAGUUUACGUGCGACAUAUGGCAUCCAAAUGUCUACCCCAACGGCAACGUCUGCAUCUCGAUCCUGCACGCGCCGGGGGAUGACCCGAACCACUACGAGCACGCCUCGGAGCGCUGGUCGCCGAUCCAGAGCGUCGAGAAGAUACUGAUCUCGGUCAUGAGCAUGCUGGCCGAGCCGAACGACGAGAGUCCUGCGAAUAUCGACGCCGCGAAGAUGUGGAGGGAGCGCAGGGGCGAGUAUGAGAGGCGGGUGAGAGAGAAUGUUAGACGGGGAUUGGGGCUGUAG